Messenger RNA from Morchella importuna, 1224 nucleotides. RefSeq lists its product as uncharacterized. Gene Ontology annotation, molecular function: ubiquitin conjugating enzyme activity. Lineage: Eukaryota; Fungi; Ascomycota; Pezizomycetes; Pezizales; Morchellaceae. Bases 1 to 1224 code for a protein of 407 amino acids. Gene Ontology annotation, biological process: proteasome-mediated ubiquitin-dependent protein catabolic process; protein polyubiquitination. The record is from RefSeq and is a predicted model, not a curated record. The transcript is spliced from 12 exons.
AUGUCUUCCGAUGAACGAAAGAUCGCGGAGCGUAUGCUCAUGAACGAGUUGAAAGAGUUGCAAAAGGAAAACUGGGUGGACGUCGAGCCACGUGAUGGAAAUCUAUUCCUCUGGGACGUCGCCUUGAUCGUCGUAAAUCCGACCUCGUUGUACUCGGGUGCCUAUCUCAAGGCUGAACUGAAAAUCCCGAAAAACUACCCUAUGAGCCCACCCGAAUUCCGCUUCGCCCGCCCACUAUUCCACCCGAAUAUUUACAAGGACGGCAAGCUAUGCAUCUCCAUCCUCCACGCACCAGGCGAAGACGAGACAUCAGGAGAACUUCCGUCGGAACGCUGGUCGCCAGCGCAGCGCAUAUUCACCGUCCUCAUCUCCAUCCUAUCCCUUCUGGACGAUGCCGAGGUCUCAAGCGCAGCCAAUGUUGACGCUGGCGUCAUGCUGCGAAAAGACCCAGAGGGCUACAAGAAGGUGGUUCGGGAGAACGUCGAGGCCUCUAGGAGAGACAUUCCAGAGGGAUUCCAUAUGCCUCUGACUGUAGAGAGCGCCCCACCAGAGAAGGAAGAGGUUGAUGACGACUUUUGGUGCGAGUCUGAGAUGGAGAGCGACUUUGGCGAGGACGACAGCGACGAGGAGAUGACGUUCGACGAUGAUGAGGAAUCCGACCCUGAGACUGUUCACUACAACACUCCCAAUACUACAUCGCCAACACUCCUGAAGACCAUCUUUGAAUCGAUACUCUUGAGAACGUUGCAUUGUGUUUACAUAAUAAUUCCCGUUCAAAUUUCCUCUUGUUCGGCAUCAACAUCUUACAGUGAUCCUUCACGGAGUCUUCAUGGCGGUCUUGGAAUUAUCUGUGUUGUUGUUUUUGUCAAAUUCUGGGGAAAGUGUUUCCCUGUCGGAAAAGCUCUCCCCCCUUCUUUGCCAAGUUCCUCGUUUCUUCUGAGGCUCUGUAACCGCCAAUCAGCAUAUGCCGCUUUGGAAGAGAUUCUCAUGGUCUCCUCUAGAGUUAAUCACAGACAGCUACUCGGUUGUUCUCUCAAUCCCUCAAUCCUUCCAGAAAUAUCAAUUUCCUAUUGUCGCCCACUGGCCUCGAGGCGGUUCCGUGUUAACAUUCGCUCCAAGAAUGUCUUUGGAUGCUGCCAUGCCGAUGAUCGCUAUACAUGGAGUUUUCCUAGACGCUAUGCGACUGAGCGUACAUCUAAGAUAUAUCUAGAGGGUGGGUUGUGA